This is a messenger RNA of Trametes versicolor FP-101664 SS1, 2108 nucleotides long. RefSeq lists its product as uncharacterized. The transcript has 15 exons. Gene Ontology annotation, molecular function: hydrolase activity, acting on carbon-nitrogen (but not peptide) bonds. NCBI's taxonomy places the organism in Eukaryota, Fungi, Basidiomycota, Agaricomycetes, Polyporales, Polyporaceae. Bases 1 to 1848 code for a protein of 615 amino acids. The record is from RefSeq and is a predicted model, not a curated record.
AUGCCUCCCACUGACGACUCCUCUCUGCGCAAACGCACCAUCUCUGAGAAAGCCGCGUCCGGACCCUCUUCCGCGUCCCCGGCUCCGUCCGCAGCACACACCUCGACGUCGCCCAAGCGCUCUUUCACGCCCUUCCUCCUCCUGGUCUCGCUUGCGCUCUCGGGAUACUAUGCCUACUCGAACUCCUGGUUUGACAGUGUUGAAGCCCUCACCGAGUCCUACGCCCUCUGCACCCGCGACGGCGCGCACAUCCAUACCCUGGAUCCCGAAAACCCCCGCGUCGAAUGCCUCGUCGUGAAUGGGUCCAAGUUUACCUCCGUCGGAUCAUUGGAUCACGUCUUAUCGAACUGGCACGCCUCGACCCCGGGCCAGCCCCACGUGCGUUUCCUCAAGCCCGGCCAGAUUGUGGUCCCCGGUUUGAGCGACUCGCAUGCACACGUACUCGAGUACGGUGCGACGAAGCAAAUGCCCCUCGAGGGCACCAAAACCGUAGCAGAAACCGUUGCGCGCGUGCGUGCCUAUAUCGAGGCCGACCCAGAAAUCUUCGAGGAUAAGACAAAGUACGUCGAGGGCUGGGGGUGGGACCACACGAAGUGGCUGCUCGAAGAAUGGCCCACCUACAACGCCCUCGAGGCAGACCCUAUCGUGGCCGGCCGCCCUGUCGUUCUCCAGAGCAAGGACGGCCACAUGCUCUGGGUGUCCCAGGCGGUACUGCGCUCAAUAGAGCCUCUUCCUACCGAAGUCGAAGGCGGCGUCAUUGUGCGCGAUUCGUUCGGCAAGCCCACCGGCGUCUUCCUCGACAACGCCCAGGACCUCGUCAUCCGCCCCGAGCCGACAUACAAACAGCUCCAAAAGCGGUUCGCUGCCACCGUAAAAGACGCACAUGAGCGCGGUCUUACCGCGGUACACGACGCUGGCUUCAACCCGCUCUCGCUCGAGUUCUUCCGGAGGGAAGCCCAAUCAACGACGCUCCCGAUUCGCGUCUACGGCAUGAAAUAUUUCGAUGAGACGGCCGCCUACUGGGGCGACUCAUUCGAGAAGAUCGUCCUCGCGGGGAACAACCGCUUGAGCGUGCGCAGCGUCAAAAUAUUCGCAGACGGCGCUCUCAGGUCCGGCGGUGCUGCACUCUAUGAACCAUACGCGGACAACCCGGAGACGCGGGGCUUUAUGCGCAUCGCCCCCGAGACGCUCAACGAGGUCAUUCCCAAAUUUAUGAAGGACGGAUGGCAAGUCAACGUGCAUGCCAUCGGUGACCGCGCCAAUGGCGUCGUGCUUGACGCGUUCGAAGCCGCGCUAGCCGAGGCGAACGUUACGGCGCUGCGCCCACGGCUGGAACAUGCGCAAAUUCUUGCGCAGAAGGAUAUGGCCCGCUUUGGCGACCUCGGUGUCAUCGCGAGCGUUCAACCGACACACGCCAUUAGCGACAUGUGGUUUGCCGAGGACCGUCUCGGCCCCGAGCGCGUCAAGGGCCUGUACGCGUUCCGGAGCAUCAUUGACCACGGCGCGCGCAUCACGCUCGGCUCAGACUUUCCCGUCGAGGACAUGAACCCGCUCGCUGGCUUCUACGCCGCCAUCACUCGCGUCUCGCCCGACGGCACGUCCCCGCAUGGGCCUGGCGGAUGGUUCCCCGAGCAGCGCAUGACGCGCGAGGAGGCGCUGAAGGGCAUGACGCUCGACCCCGCGUACGCGUCCUUCACCGAGGACAUCCUCGGCUCGAUCACGCGCGGGAAGUUCGCGGACUUUGUCGUGCUCUCGCAGGACAUCAUGCACAUCCCCGCGCCGCGCGUGCUCGAGACGCGUGUCGUCGCGACCGUCAUGGACGGUAAACCCGUGUUCGGUACGAUUUAGGUGCGCGUGGUGUGAAGGAGAGAUGAAGAACGGAUAAGUGCACGGACAUGCGGCGGGUUUAUACCGCUCCUUUGCGCGAUUUAUAUACCGUUGUCUGAUGAAGGAUCGUGUACAUUACUCACCAACGGGCUCGUGUUGCGCCGACGUUGUGUAUCCAGCAGAGCUCUGGCACUGCUCCAAACUCGUCUCGCUGGUACACCAUCCCUCGCGAGCUUACGGCGCCGAUACUCGCUGGGUCUAGUUGCAGACGCACACGUGUC